UUAUAUUAAAGCUUCUAAAAUUUUUAUUUCCGAUUUCUAUUUGCAAACCCUAAAACUCUUGAUUCUUGAUUUUGUCUCACUAUUAAGAGCUAAUUCAAUUCGUUGAAAUAAUCUAUGAUUAGUGAGCUGAAAAGGGAGGUUGAAGUUUGAGUGAAAAAUGUAUGGUGAUUUUGCAAGUCUCUUUUUUGAAAAGGUGGCUUCAAGAGAGUGAUGGGUGGAACCUUUGAUUGGUUUGUGAAGUCUCAACGCUGAGCUAUCUUGGUGAGGAAGGAUGAAUAUCGUAAAAGGUGUGCUAUCUUGGUGAGCUAUUUUAUUAGAAGAACUUCUGCUGGGCAUUCUGGCGAGUCUUCAGGUUUCCAAGGUUAAAAGUGCUCUCCUCCUAGGCCCAAGAUUCACUUUAGCUAUUAUUUUAAUAAUUUUUAAGGAAACGGGAGCAGAAACGCGUGAGAAAAGGUGGAGUGAAUGGUGAGGUUGUGAUACACGCGCUUGAGAGGAAAAAGGAAAAGUUAGAAAAACAGAACUUUCACUUGCAGUUUAAACUAAAGGCGAGAGUGCGGAUUGCUGCCAUAGCUUCGUGCGUCGAAUUGGAAGCCCUAAUUUGAAGUGUUCUUGUUCUGCAAAUCAAUUGGUGCUCUGGUCAGUUGACAUGAGUGGCAUUAGUGAAGGUUGUGAAGGUAGUGAAGGUUUCAAGGUUGGAGAUUGUAGUGAUAUAAGUCAGAUUAGUUUCAGACAUUCUUGUAGAACACAAUAUAUUGGUUUGUUGAACAAGAAGUUAAGUGUGGAGCAAAAAGAAUGUAUUCAACAAACACCAUUUUGGUGGUUUGUUUUGUUGCAUGAAAGAGUUAAGAUUAGUCAAAACCUUCUUUGUGAGUUAAGUAAUGUGUGGGUGGAGAGUAGAGGAGGUUUCAUGAUUAACUCCGAAUUUGUAUCAUUUAAGUUAUUAGAUGUAUGUGUAGGCCUGGGGUUGAGGGUUUAUGGAGAUAAAAUUGAUUUAGAGGAGGUUGGCGUUGAUAGUGUUUGUAGGAAGAAAUUUUUUGAAAAAAAGGUAACAAUUAGUAUGGUCUAUAAUUAUCUAUUGAGUGAGUGUGAACGUCUUGAUGUAGAAGAUUACUGUCGGUUGUACAUUCUUUUAGGCAUCUCUGAGUUUCUUUUGCCUAAUAGAAAUGGAGCAGUCUUUGUUUCACUUUUUGGAAUUGUAGAUGAUUUGAGUAGUCUUGUUAAAUAUAACUGGGGUGGUGUGGUUUAUUCGUAUUUGGUUGGUAGUUUGAGUUCUGCCUCAGUUGUUUUAAAGAAGCAAUCAGAUCAAAAACACUUCCAUGUUGUCGGAUGCGUAUAUUUAUUGCAGCUAUGGGCUUUUGAUCACUUCCUGUUUGUGAAGAGAAAGAGAGCAGUUAUUGAAUCCAAAUUUCCAAGGUUGUUGCGUUGGAUUGAUUACAAAGUUGGAGAUGUGUCAAUAAGAAGUAGUUUGAAAAAUAAUGUGGAAGAAAUAAGUGAGUUAGUUGUGAAAGAAGCUUUAUCAAAAGGUGAUGGCGAGCGUGACAAAAGUAAGAGGAAAGAGAGUGUCUCUGGUGGAACGAAAAAGAAGGAGCAGCUUAUGGGUGUAAUUGAGCAGCAAGAACAUGAUAUUCGUGAACUUGGUGGAGCGAUUGCUAAAUUGAAAUCAACUUUGGCUGAGAGGGAAAAUAAAAGUAAAGAUGAAUUUGUUUCUCCUAUGAAUUUGAAUGAAGUGGAUGUUCCAAGUGAAGCUGCAGAAGACAGAAAUGCAACGAACAGCGAUAUGUACGUGCGUAUGAAGAAUGAUCCACGGUUACGAUUGAAAAGCCGUUUAAUCCAAACUCCGUUCGCAGUUUAUAGUCGGAAGAAGAAAACGAUAUCGAAAUAGUUGUUGGAGUAUGAGCAAUAUGUAUGUAUUUUGUUUUGUUUGAUGGAAAUGAAAUAUCAUUUUCAUUUGUUUAAUUAUAAGA
This is a messenger RNA of Vigna unguiculata (cowpea), 1964 nucleotides long. RefSeq lists its product as uncharacterized. Gene Ontology annotation, biological process: meristem maintenance; meristem development. NCBI's taxonomy places the organism in Eukaryota, Viridiplantae, Streptophyta, Magnoliopsida, Fabales, Fabaceae. The record is from RefSeq and is a predicted model, not a curated record.